AUGUGGAACGGCUCAAGGCUACAACCGAAGGGCAUCGUCAUUUUGGAGACGGUCAAUCCAAAGGAAGGAACAGAGCACCCGCUGGAGUUCCUGAUUGUUUCGGAAGACCUUAUGCCCAUUCUGGGCAUUGAUUCUAUCCAGCGUUUUGGUUUUGUUUCUUUUAACCACGAACGUUUUGUUCAUGCGUGUGACAUCGAGGCAGAUAUUUUUGAUAAGUACUCGAGUGUGUUUGAUGGCGGAGUAGGGAUGUUCGAGGGACCCGCUCACUUAUCGUUAAACGAGCUAGCAACACCGGUGGCGUUACCAGCUAGGAAGGUGCCAAUUGCUUUGCGCGAAAAAUUCUUGAGUGAGUUGCAACGUCUCUGUAGUCUGGGAGUGAUAGCUAAAGUUGACGAACCGACUGAUUGGGUCAGCCAGGUGGCGAUUAUUACAAAAAAGUCAGGCGAGCUGCGUAUAUGCAUUGAUCCGAAACCGCUUAAUGCCGCACUCAAGAGAGAGUAUUUUACGUUACCGACACUAGACGACAUGCUGCCGGUGUUAUGCAAUUCUAAAGUGUUCACGAAAGUCGACCUCGCCUCUGCGUUCUGGCACGUAUCACUAGAUGAUGAGUCAAGCUACAUGACAACUUUCGGAACACCAUUCGGGCGGUACCGUUGGCUUCGUUUACCGUUUGGACUGAAAGUGUCUAGCGAAAUCUUCCAGAAGCGACUAAUGCAAGCGUUGGACGAUCUACAGGGAGUAUUCUGCGUAGCGGACGAUGUGUUGGUUUUUGGCGCUACUCGUGAAGAGCACGAUCAGAACCUUCGUAGCUUUUUACAACGUUGUGUUGAAAGAAACAUCAAACUGAAACGUGAAAAGAUCGAACUACGCAGUACAGAGGUUAUAUUUCAUGGGCAUGUGUUAAGCGCGGAAGGGCUAAAACCAGACCCUGAGAAAGUAAGAGCUAUAAGAGAUAUGCCGUCCCCCACAGAUGUGAAAGCGGUUGGCAGGCUAAAUGGGAUGAUCAAUUAUCUGAGCCGGUUCCUGCCCAAGUUAGCUGAUGUUAUGACACCGAUCAGGAAGUUGACUCAUAAGGGCGAAAGCUGGCAUUGGGGUGCAGAACAAGAAGAGGCCUUCCAGGCAAUCAAGGAACUCAUCACUAACGCACCUGUUCUCGCCUACUAUAAUCCGCAACUCUCCCUCGAGAUUCAAUGCGACAGCAGUCAAUUUGGUAUCGGGGCCGUACUCAUGCAGAAUGGGAAACCCAUCGAUUUUCGCAGUAGGACGUUGACAGAGACCGAGCGUCGUUACGCCCAGAUAGAAAAAGAGAUGCUUGCAGUGGUUUACGCCGUCGAACGUUUUAAUGACUAUACAUUUGGCCGGAAGACUACAGUGUUUACAGAUCACAAACCGUUGGUUUCCAUCGCCAACAAGCCGCUACAUGUUGUUCCCCGCCGCUUACAGAGAAUGCUUAUUCGCCUUCAAAAGUACGACCUAGAGAUUGUGUAUCGACCUGGUCCCGAAAUGCAUAUCGCAGACACGUUAUCCAGGGCAUAUCUGUCAGACACACCAGAGGAAGACGAAGAUUCAGAUUUCGUUCAUGCAGCACAACUAGUAGCUGUUACCGAGGAACGAUUGAAACAGCUCCAGCAGUGCACAGAGGAAGAUGAGUUAUGCAAGCUACUGAGGCAGACAAUACUAAGUGGCUGGCCCAAGAACAAGAAAGAUCUACCAGGAGUGCUGACCCCGUUUUUCCAUUUUCGUGAUGAACUCAUUGUCCAAGACGGGUUGAUAUUCAAAGGCAAUAGGAUACUAAUCCCCAAAGCGUUGCAGCGCGCGAUGACAGAGCUUGUCCACUAUGCACAUUUGGGAGUCAACAAUUGUGUGGCCAGAGCGCGAGAGCUAAUGUUUUGGCCGGGAAUGACCAGCCAAAUACGAGAUUACGUCUCAAAUUGUCUGGCAUGCCGAACACACGACGUACGUCAGUCAAAAGAACCGAUGAUGCUCCGUGACGUUCCGGACAGGCCCUGGCAGAUGGUUGCAGUAGACAUCUUCAUCCACGAUGGAAAAAGUUACUUAGUGUUGGUUGAUUAUUUCAGUGACUACUUUGAAAUCGAUGCUCUAGCUACGACCAGUACAGACGCAGUGGUGAAUAAGCUACGAUGUCAAUUUGCUCGUCACGGAAUACCGGAGGUAGUAGUCUCGGACAACGGGCCGCAGUUCGUUAGCGCAGAGUUCCGAGAGUUCAGCAGAAAGUGGGAUUUCCAUCACCGGCUUACUAGCCCAUAUCACAGCCAAUCAAAUGGAAAGGCCGAGUCGGCGGUAAAAGAAGCAAAGAAGGUGCUUACCAAAGCUAAGGAGACUCAUGAGGACCCUUAUAUUAUGUUGCUGGAACGCAGAAACACGCCAUCAACAGAAAUUGGGGCAAGUCCGGUGCAGCGACUCUUCAGCCGGAGGACAAGAACGUUGAUACCAACUGC
Messenger RNA from Dicrocoelium dendriticum, 2459 nucleotides. NCBI's taxonomy places the organism in Eukaryota, Metazoa, Platyhelminthes, Trematoda, Plagiorchiida, Dicrocoeliidae. The record is from the annotation of a GenBank genome assembly.